AUGAAUUGGAAAACCAUUUCUUUGUGCUUGUGCAUUUAUGGCGUUUUAAAAGAGUUCCGUCCAUCAGAAUCUUAUUUCAUUCCUUAUUUACUAAGUCCAAGGAUGAAUUUUACUGAAGAACAGGUUAAUAAUGAAAUCCUUUCUAUUGGUGUCUAUGCUUCAAUGAUAUUUAUGAUUUUUGUUUCUUUAACAACUGACUGGCUGAGAUAUAAAAUUGUAAUUGUUAUCCAAGCGUUAUGCGGUGUUUGUAUUUAUGCUCUGUUAUCCAUAUUUACAAGUUUUACAUCUAUUGUUGCAGUUGAAAUUUUGUAUGGUUUGUUUGUUGCUACAGAAGUUGCAUACUACACAUAUACAUAUUCUGUUGUGAAUGUGAAAUAUUACCAGAAAGUUACUAGUUACACAAGAGCUGCACAUCUUAUAGGGCGUUUCUUUUCAGGAUUUCUUUCUCAAGUGUUUAUUUCAACCAAAUUAUUUGAUACAUAUCAAUUAAAUUUUCUCACAUUAGGAAGUCUGACAGCUGCAAUGAUGUGGACUAUAACAUUACCAGCUGUAAAACGAAGUGAGCCUAAGUCAGAAAGUCAGAAAAUGAAUGUAAUAGAUAGAGCAUUAGAAACAAAAUUAGAAGAUGAAGAUAAUGAUUUAGCUGAAAAUAGUACAGAACAUAGCAAGAUGUCAUGGAAAUAUGUUAAGUCCAUGUGUAAAGAGUAUAAGAGUUUGUAUAUUUUGAAAUGGUCAUUUUGGGUGAUAACUGCAACUUGUUGUUUUAAUCAAGUUUUGUAUUAUAUUCAAUCAUUGUGGGAAUCUUUGAGCAAUGAUGAAUGCCUUCAGAGUAGUAUUAAUAAUUGUACUAAAACUUCAGAAUGGAAUGGAGCUGUUGAUGCUGUUUAUACAAUAAUAAGUACAUUUAUUACAUUUUUAUGUGGUUCGAUUAAAUUGAAUAUGGAGAAAUAUAGUAAUUUACUUAUUAUAGUAACAUCUUUUAUCCAAUUUGCUGCUCUUUAUAUAUCAGUUACAUAUAGCUCAAUCUAUGUAUCAUAUAUUAACUAUAUAAUUUAUUGCGCAAUUUAUCAAGGGAUGAUGACCAUUGCCAGCUCUGAAAUAGCGAAGUGUGUCAAUAAAGAUAAUCAUGGAUUUGUGUUUGGUGUUAAUAACUUAUUAGCUGCAACUUUACAAUCAUUAGCUACAUUUUUCAUGACUUUAUGUGGUUUGUCAUCAUCGUCUAAAAUUUUGUUUGAAUGGUAUGCUAUAUUUUGUUUAGUAAUUGGAGUAUGUUAUUUAUUUUUAUCAAUUUUACAAGUCGUUAAGAAGUAA
This is a messenger RNA of Macrosiphum euphorbiae (potato aphid), 1311 nucleotides long. The record is from the annotation of a GenBank genome assembly. Lineage: Eukaryota; Metazoa; Arthropoda; Insecta; Hemiptera; Aphididae.